UUUUUUUUUUCUUUUCCAGGAGUCCCUUCGGUCCCUGAUAGCGGGAGCCUGGACCUCUGAGGCCGAGAGGGUGCUGUGUCCCCGGCCUCCGAGCCGAGGUGUCCCGGCUAGGGGGCGCCUCCGAGACUUUAUUUUUUCCAGGAUCCUCCCCGGUCCCUGCCAGCGGGAGCAUGGACUUCUGAGGCCGAGGGGAAGCUGUGUUCCAGGCUAUCUACCAUGGCCUCCUCGGUCUGUGAGCACUCAGGGUUCUAAGGUCGACCAGUUGUUCCUUUGCGGUCCGGUUCUCUUUCUACAUGGGGACCUCUUGGGGACACGUCACCGAACAUGACUUCCAGACGUUCCGUGUGGCCUGUCAUGUUUAUCCCUGUGUCUUUUACACUUUUCAUCUUUGCUAUCUGUCCUUAUUGUACCUGGAGAUAUAUGCUGACACGCUGUCCUUUUGACUCUUUUUGUCAUUAAAGGACGUUGGAAGAGGCUUGCACCAAGGCUGUUUGCUUGUCCAGCCCUAGCUCUUUUCUUCUGCGCAUGGGCCUCUUCGAUGCUCGAAGCUUAGCGUCCCCCCAUGAGUACGCGCUUCCUGCUUUCCCGUGCUUGCUUGCCUGUGCUCUGUGGGGCAGCUUUAUGACAACCGUCCCGCGUGUCAGGCGUUCCCGAUUUCCCCGUGGUGGUUGUCGUCCGUUACCGGUAGGAGUCGUUGGUGCCGAGUGCGACUGGAAGGGUUUUCCCGUUUGGUGCUAGUGACCCCCUGGCGUGCUCCUCUGCGGCCGACCGGUUUUUUUAUUUGUUUUUUUUUUUUUUUUGUUUUUUGUUUUUUUUUUUUUUGUUUUUUGGAAGGAGUUCCCGAACCUCCGCUGCUUGGUGGUGUGUCCCUUUCUUUCCUGCUGUGUGCCUCCCGAGUUGCACCUUUUCUCCUUCGAAGGGGAUUUUAUUUUUUUAUUUUUAUUUUUUAUUUUUUUUUUUUUUUGAAGGAGUUCCCGAACCUCCGCUGCCCGUUGAGUCCCGUUCUUCCACGCCACGUGCCUCCCGAGUGCAACGCUUCCUUUUUUUUCUCGCCCUCGAGAAGGGUAAAUUUUUUUUUUUUGUGUGUGUGGCAGUGUUAGCGACUUCUUCCCGUGCUCUCUCUCGCUCUUCUCGCUCGUAUUCCCGUCCAGUGCGUUGUUAGAAAGCUCUCACGCCCGUUGUUCCCGAUGCAUGGCGUGUCUCGCUCCCGUUGGAUCGAUGUGGUGCUGCCGCGUUCUCUUCGGGCCGGGGCCUAAGCCGCGCCAGGCGAGGGACGGACAUUCAUGGCGAAUGGUCAUUCAGCGCGAAUGGCGACCGCUCUUCUCGUUCUGCCAGCGGGCCCCUCGUCUCUCCUCCCCAUUCCUUUGCAGGGUGGUGUGUGGAAGUCAGGGGUGCGGCUGUCCGGCACGAGCGCUGACCCGCGCACACUUGUUGCUGUGGUUCGCGGUGUCCCUGUGGACGUGUCGGGGGCGCUUGCCCCCACGCCGUUCACUGCUUCGCGGCCCUCUUCCCCCGUGCCGGGGGAAGGUGGUAGACCCGCUGCGGUGCAUACCCUUCCCGAAUGGUGUGUGCACGCGCCCUGCUUUGUGUGAGCCUUGCGGUGCUCCUGGAGCGUUCCGGGCUUUGACCACCAAGGUGCCCGCUUCUGAGUUGGCGGUGGCGCUUCCCGCUCCCCGGCGUGCCUCCUGUGCUCCAUGGUGCUUGUGCCUUUACGCUUUCCCUUGUCCUAGUUGCCGGCUUUCUGCACGGUGACAGAAAGGGGGGGGGUCGAGGAGUUGAGUGUGCGGUUAAAAGGCUCCUUCCGUUGGGUGAGCGCCCACCCCGUGCCUAUGUUUUUGGUGCCUUCACCCGCGGGCCCUGCGCGGUUAGGGUGGUGCUGAGCGAUCGCGGCUGGCCCUUUUUAAAGACCGGACUCCCUCAAGUCAAGGCUCCUCCUUUGUGUGCGCCUUGAAGAGGCCUGGCUCUCGGCGGGGACCUGUCGCAGGUCCCCCCGGUCCGCGAAUGCUCAAGAAGACCCCGGAGAAAGAGACCUUUGCCGAUACCGCAGACCCCCCACCAGCUGGCGCGUGGUCCUUCCCGUUCUGUCCCGCGCCUGUUGCUCGUUUCCCGUUGCGUGCACGGAGCCCUUGGCUGCUCGUCGGUGUUGGGUUCGUCCCGCCCUCAGUGAGGAAUUUGCCUUCUCUAGCUAUCUUCGGAAAGGGCUUUACGAUCUCCGAGGGGCUUCUCCCGGAUGGUCCCCUCGGCUGCCCGCCCUGACCUCAGCCUUCUGCGCGCAGCGUUUGCUCUCUCGCCUA
This is a messenger RNA of Rattus norvegicus (Norway rat), 2294 nucleotides long. The record is from RefSeq and is a predicted model, not a curated record. Lineage: Eukaryota; Metazoa; Chordata; Mammalia; Rodentia; Muridae.